GUUAGAUAAACAUGAUGAUGACAUUAAUUGUCAUGGCAUUUCUUAUUUGUCAUGCUGCUGCAAGUGAAAACAUUCUAACAAGAUUUAAACACCUGAAAUCAAAAACAUCAAAACGAGACCAGGUUGUUGCUGUACAGGAGUUAAUUCAACGGCUGAUUCCAAAACAUGCAAAUGGUUUUGUUGUAACUCUUAAUGCUUCAUAUUUUGAACUCAAAAACAACUUGGAUGCAUUUGAGUUUAAAAGCUUGAAUGGUGAAAUGAUUUUGAUUACUGCAACGUCAGGCGUGGCCGCUGCGGCUGGUUUUUAUCAUUAUUUAAAAUAUUGGUGCAACUGUCAUGUCUCAUGGAGUGGAGAUCAGCUUAAUAUGCCAAGCGUAUUACCAAGUGUUUCCCAGCCUGUUACAAAAUAUUUUCAAGAAAGGUUUCGGUACUAUCAAAAUGUUUGUACUGUAAGUUACUCAAUGGCUUUUUGGAACUGGUCUCGAUGGGAAAGAGAAAUUGAUUGGAUGGCAUUAAAUGGAAUAAAUCUCCCUUUGGCUUUUACAGCACAAGAAACAGUAUGGCAGAAAGUUUACAUUGAACUUGGUUUGACACAGGAAGAAUUAGAUGUCCAUUUUGCAGGACCAGCUUUUCUUGCAUGGCAAAGAAUGGGUAACAUUGAAGGUUGGGGAGGUCCUUUACCUGCUUCGUGGUACCAGCAACAAAUGGCCUUGCAACAAAACAUUUUAAAACGGAUGAGAAGUUUUGGUAUGAUACCUGUAUUACCUGCAUUUGCUGGUCAUAUUCCAAGACCACUUAUUAAUCGCUUGUAUCCUACUUCAAAGUAUUAUAAACUUGGUUCAUGGAAUGGCUUCAGCGAUCAAUACAGUAGCACUUAUCUUCUCGAUCCCCAAGAUCCUCUAUUUCACAGGGUCGGUACAAUGUUUAUAAAAGCUCAACAAGAAAUAUACAAUGGGACCGAUCAUAUUUACAACGCAGAUGUAUUUAACGAAAUGAAACCACCAAAACUAACAACUGAUUUUAUGUCCAAAACAAGCAAAGCAAUUUUUCAAUCAAUGUUAUCUGGUGACCCAAAUGCAGUAUGGUUGAUGCAAGGUUGGGUGUUUUUGGAUAGUGCUUGGACUCCUGACCUGAUGAAGGCAUGGUUUGAUGCCAUACCGGUUGGAAAGUUAGUUUUGCUGGAUCUGGCUUCAGACACUAGUCCUAUAUACAUCAGAACUGGUGGUUAUUAUGGACAUCCCUUUAUUUGGAAUAUGCUUGAAAAUUUUGGUGGCACAACCAGAUUGUACGGAAAGUUUCCAUACUACAUCAAUGGUGUAUUAUCUGCUCGAAAACAAUUUGGCAACUACAUGAUUGGAACUGGUAUGACACCCGAAGGUAUCGAACAGAACGAUGUUAAUUUUAAAAUUAUGAAUGAAAUGGCAUGGCGAAAUUCGGAUGUCAAUAUAACCGAAUGGAUUAAACAGUAUGCACUUAGAAGAUACGGUGUCGUGAAUGAUCAUAUUAUUAAUGGUUGGAAGAUUCUGUUGGAAACUGUGUACAAUUGUAAAGAUGAUCAUGGAAAUGGAUUUGCUGGAAUUACUGUGUUAAAGCCUUUUCUUAAACAUAAAGUGCAGUUUCCAAUGUGGUAUGAUCCAAAAAUACUGAUGAAAGGAUGGAGUGAAAUGGUUGUUGGUAGUGAAAGCAUUGAUAUUAAUGACACUUUUAGGUAUGAUCUUGUGAAACUUGGCACCCAAGUAUUGGAAGAUGUCAGCAUGACCAUGUACACGAAGUUGAUAGACUCUUAUGAUCAAAAAAACAGUUCUGGAGUACUUCUUUGGGGUAGUCUGUUGUAUGAUCUGUUAAUCGAUAUGGAUACUUUGUUGAAUACAGAUCGCUUCUCUUUACUCGGGAAUUGGAUCGAGUCUGCAAAAAUUUUAGGAGUCAAUGAUGAUGAAAAGAAAAUUUUAGAAUUUAAUGCAAGAAAUCAAAUCACGUUAUGGGGUCCAAAUGGAGAAAUUACAGACUAUGCAAAUAAAAAUUGGGCAGGUUUGGUGAAAUCGUAUUAUGCGCAAAGAUGGAAAAUGUUUGUGUAUGAUUUACAGGAUUGCGUAAUACAUGGCCGAGUUUUUAACCAGACGCAUUUUGAUGUUGGUCUAUUGAAAUUCGAGAAAGAAUGGAAUAAUGAUCAAACUCAAUUUCCAACGAAGCCAAGUGGUGAUGCAAAAGAAUUAUCUAUUGCUUUUGUUGUAAAAUAUUCACAAUAUAUGCAAGCCUUUGAUCACCAUGGAUUUGCUAUGAAAGGAAAACAUUUUAAUCCAUUGCGAAAAUAUAAGAUUAAUCAAAUUGUGAUUUAAACACGACAUUGUUGCUAACCACGUUCACAUGUUACAGAUAGAUAAAAACAUUUGUUUUAAAAUUGUGUACAGGCAAACUAGAAGAAUUCAAAUAUGAAAUUCAAUAUCUAUCUACAACAUGUAAACACGGUCAUUUUGUAAGAAAAAGAACACAGCUAAAAAAAUCAGUAGUGACCAUUUUAAAAGUUGAGUUUUUCAUAGUCCUGCAAAAAUAUAUAUGGUUUCUAUAAUAUGUGUAAUAAUAUAACAGGUAAUAAGAAACUUUCAUUAAGUGAUUCCUAAUAAUAUGCUCAUAGUUUCUUGACAAAGUAAACUUUAGUAACAUUUAUUUCUGUCAGUCAGUUUUUAUUGUACUGCAUAGAAAUUGGUUUAUUGUUUUUGCAUUUUCAAAAAAUAUAGAAAAUAUUUUGUAGUUGGUCUGAAAAUUAACUGAAAUUUACAGUAGGAUGAUUUCAUUCCAGCAUUUUUUUAAGAAAGUAUUGUAAUUUUGCAUUUUGUAAUUAGUAUUAUUUAAUUUUUUGCCCUUGGUUAACUUAAAGAAAAUACUGUCACAUCAGUAGUUUAGAAGACGUAACAAAAAAGGAGCUUGUAGACCGCCUCCUUUCUUUUUCCCUCUCUCCUAUUAGAACCUCAGUGAAAGUUCAUUGUUAGCAUUUUCUUGAAUGUCUAAGAUUAUGAGGUAUUUUUAAUGUAAUUGGAGUACAGAAUGUUUUAUGAACUGAAAUCUACCCAUUUGCAAAGUUUUGCAAUUAAAUAAUAUAAACUUGCAAAUAAGUCGUGUUAAAAGAUUUCACAAACACAAACUUUCAUGAACUGAUGAUGCUUUUUAAGAAACGUCUUGUUUUGGAAUGAAAUUGAAUUGCGAAACUUUCUGCAUUUAACGAGGAUAUUUUGCAAUGUUAUGUAAAUUUUGGCGUUUUUGUAUUUUCAAUUUUUUCAAUUAACUAAUUUGUUAUUUAUUUUGUUGCAUUUAUCAGUAAUGCAAUUUAUAUGUGGGAUUUUAAUGUUUGUUUUUGUUUCUUUUAAGAGUAUGUCUCAUGAUUAAUUUGAAAAAUUGCAUUGAUUUUGUUGGAA
Messenger RNA from Hydractinia symbiolongicarpus, 3410 nucleotides. RefSeq names its product alpha-N-acetylglucosaminidase-like. The transcript has 8 exons. The record is from RefSeq and is a predicted model, not a curated record. The coding region runs from base 12 to 2336 and encodes 774 amino acids. NCBI's taxonomy places the organism in Eukaryota, Metazoa, Cnidaria, Hydrozoa, Anthoathecata, Hydractiniidae.